Messenger RNA from Danaus chrysippus (African queen), 330 nucleotides. NCBI's taxonomy places the organism in Eukaryota, Metazoa, Arthropoda, Insecta, Lepidoptera, Nymphalidae. The record is from the annotation of a GenBank genome assembly.
AUGCUCUGGUCUAGAGAGCAGCGGGCCUUCGCAGUUGAGAGCUUCUUUUCUAACGGUCGCUCACUUGUUACUACGCAACGUGCCUUCCGCGCUCGCUUUGAAAUUCCUCCUCACAGACUCGUUCCUGGCCGUAAUUCGAUUCUGUCGUGGUUUAACUCAAUUCGGGAGUAUGGAAGUGUCGCGAAAUCGCUAAACGCUAAACUUCAACAGACCAUCAGAACUCCGGAAAAUAUCGAAAGAGAAAAGGAAUGGACUAAAUUGUUGGACCAGGAAUGGAGGAAGGGGAACUUAGGGGUUCUACCACUCGGACAACUGGCAUUAAGUUGCUAA